CGACGUAUGUGUCAUGUGUGACGCGGCGACGUAUGUGUCAUGUGUGACGCGGCGACGUAUGUGUCAUGUGUGACGCGGCGACGUAUGUGUCAUGUGUGACGCGGCGACGUAUGUGUCAUGUGUGACGCGGCGACGUAUGUGUCAUGUGUGAGACAUGCGGAUGUAUUUGCGGUUGUCACUUGCGGUCUUGCUCUUUGGCUCCUGGGCAGGUCCAGCAGCAUGGAGGAUGUAGAGAGCCCGAGCAGCACGGAGGUUCUGGGGUCACCUGCAGUGGACGGGCCAGAAGAAGAGGUGGAUGAGACCCCUAAAGAGCUGCGGGCAGACCCCCAACCCGGACAGGGCGGCACGUGGCAGGAGGACUCUGCUGUGCUGGAAUGGAUGCUGUGCCGCAAGGAGGGUGGCGAGUGGGUGACGGGAGAGCUAGAGAGCGCUGCGCAGCCGGUCAUGUACCACGAGCUCCUGUGGAGGGACUGGCAGGACCUGUCCGACCCCCCCCUCGACCAGCAGUUUGAUUUUGCUGUCUUGUCCUACAACAUCCUCUCCCAGGACCUGGUGGACCAGAACCCGCAGCUCUACCAGCACUGCGCCCCCCAGAUCCUAGACUGGGACUACCGCUGGCCCAGCAUUCUCCAGGAGCUGCAGCACUGGGAGGCCGAUAUCCUCUGUCUUCAGGAGGUGCAGGACGACCAUUACCGGGAGCGGGUGGAGCCGAGCCUCCGCGCACUGGGGUACAGCUGUCACUACAAGCGGCGGACGGGCAGGAAGACCGACGGCUGCUGCACCUGCUUCAAGGCUCAGCGCUUCACGCUAUUGGCUGAGAGGCAUGUCGAAUUUUUCCGUCCUGCAAUCAAUGUCUUAAACCGUGACAAUGUGGCUCUGGUGCUACUGCUGCAGCCGCAGCUCCCUGAGGGGGCACCAGAUGGCCGUGCCACUGCCCCCCGUCUGUGUGUGGCCAAUACCCACCUGCUCUACAAUCCUCAGAGGGGGGACAUAAAACUGGCACAGCUGGCACUUCUUCUGGCGGAGGUGGAGACCUUAUCCCGGAAUCCCGGCGGAUCCCGCUGCCCAAUAAUACUUUGUGGAGAUCUGAACGCAACACCGGACUCUCCGCUCUACCAGCUGUUGUACAAUGGGGUUCUCAACUACCGCGAUCUGCCUGCCUGGAAGGUGUCCGGACAGGAGCGCUACUGCAGCACCCCCAAUCCAAGGCUCCUGUGCUCCGCGCUCUGGCCGGACUUCCUGGGAGUCAGUGGCCGCUGUCAGUAUGUCAAACACCAGGCUGCACAGGUCAAAGACAGACGGACCUAUAACCGCCAGCGCCUCCUGGAGCUCCGCUACUGCCACUGCGCCCUCCAGAGACCAGAGCACCUGGUUAUGAUGAAGGGUGUGACGGACAAGAAGCCAGAUCCACGCCGGGAGCCGGCCCAUGACAUCCUGGACAAUGGAGAGCCGUCAUUCAGGUCGCAGCCCCUCUUGCUGCAGCACAGUCUGGACCUGACCUCUGUCUACACCCACUUUCUGCCGGCUAAAGGUCGCUUUGAAGUCUCCACGAUGGCGCUGGGCAGAGGCCGCACUGUGGAUUAUAUCUUCUAUUCUGCAGAACCCAUUCCCGUGCGUGGCACAAAGCAUGGUCUGAGAUUCUAUAAGGACACUCAACUGAAGCUUCUGGGGCGACUGUGUCUUCUGUCUGAGGAGGAUCUGUGGGCGGCACAGGGACUUCCAAACCCCUUCUGCUGCUCGGACCACUUGUGCCUCCUGGCCCGCUUCAGCUUGGAUCUGUCAGCAGCAGGCGGGCAGGAGUAGGGGCGGGCAGCUGCCCCCUGGCAGGACAUGGCUUCUGUAGGAUCUCUCUCUUCUUUUACGAUUGAUGGCUGCCCAGCCAUUCUCAGGGGUCUGCUGCUCCGCGGGGGAGGGGGACCACAUGUAUAAAGUGUAUA
Molecule: messenger RNA, 1937 nt
Organism: Bufo bufo (common toad)
Lineage: Eukaryota; Metazoa; Chordata; Amphibia; Anura; Bufonidae
Gene: ANGEL1
Product: angel homolog 1
Exons: 8
Coding region: 118-1803 (561 amino acids)
Molecular function (GO): 3'-5'-RNA exonuclease activity
Source: RefSeq, a predicted model, not a curated record